UUCUGGUUGGUUGCCUUCCAGAGGUAUCAUGCUUGGACAGCAACUUGAUUUCAAGCUGCCACAGUUCCGAGAGCUUUAAAUGAGGCACCGUAUGAAGCCCUGGUGGCAGUCCACAGCAGGUCUGGCUAAACGGGUGAGGGCACUACCCAGCCAUGCCCACCGUGGAUGAUGUCCUGGAGCAGGUUGGGGAGUUUGGCUGGUUCCAGAAACAAGCCUUCCUGUUGCUAUGCCUGAUCUCAGCUUCUUUAGCCCCCAUCUACGUGGGCAUUGUCUUCCUGGGCUUCACCCCUGAGCACCGCUGCUGGAGCCCCGGGGUGGCCGAGCUGAGCCAGCGAUGUGGCUGGAGUCUGGCAGAGGAGCUCAACUACACUGUGCCGGGCCUGGGGUCUGUGGACGCCGCCUCCUUCCUCAGCCAGUGCAUGCAGUAUGAGGUGGACUGGAACCAGAGCACCCUUGACUGUGUGGACCCCCUGUCCAGCCUAACUGCCAACAGGAGCCGCUUGCCUCUGAGCCCCUGCCAGCAUGGCUGGGUCUACGACACUCCUGGCUCCUCCAUCGUCACUGAGUUUAACCUGGUGUGUGGAGACGCCUGGAAAGUGGACCUUUUUCAGUCCUGUGUGAACCUGGGCUUCUUCGUGGGCUCCCUGGUGGUGGGUUACAUUGCAGACAGGUUUGGCCGUAAGCUGAGCCUCUUGCUGACCACUCUGAUUACCACCGUGUCAGGCGUGCUGACAGCUGUGGUCCAAGACUAUAUCUCCAUGCUGCUCUUUCGCCUGCUGCAGGGCAUGGUCAGCAAAGGCAGCUGGGUGUCCGGCUACACCUUGAUCACAGAGUUUGUCGGCUCUGGCUACAGAAGAACCACGGCAAUCCUGUACCAGGUGGCCUUCACGGUGGGGCUCGUGGGGCUCGCCGGGGUGGCCUACGUCAUCCCGAACUGGCGCUGGCUUCAGCUGGCGGUCUCCCUGCCUACCUUCUUCUUCUUGCUGUACUACUGGUUUGUCCCAGAAUCCCCGAGAUGGCUGUUGUCCCAGAAGAAAACCACCCAAGCAGUAAGGAUAAUGGAACACAUUGCUGAGAAGAAUGGGAAAUUGCCUCCCGCUGACCUGAAGAUGCUCUGCGUUGAGGAAGAUGUCUCGGAAAAGCUGAGUCCUUCAUUUGCCGACCUGUUUCGCACUCCCAACCUGAGGAAGUACACCCUCAUCCUGAUGUAUCUAUGGUUCUCUUGUGCUGUGCUGUAUCAGGGCCUCAUUAUGCACAUGGGGGCCACAGGUGACAACAUCUACCUGGACUUCUUUUAUUCUUCUCUGAUGGAGUUCCCCGCGGCCAUCAUCAUCCUUGUCACCAUUGACCGCAUCGGUCGCAUCUACCCAAUAGCAGUAUCAUAUCUGGUGACAGGGGCAGCCUGCCUCCUUAUGAUCUUUAUCCCACACGAGCUGCACUGGCUGAAUGUCACCCUCGCUUGUCUUGGCCGCAUGGGAGCCACCAUUGUGUUGCAGAUGAUCUGCCUGGUGAAUGCUGAGCUGUACCCUACGUUCAUCAGGAAUCUUGGGAUGAUGGUAUGCUCUGCCCUGUCUGACCUGGCUGGAAUCUUCACGCCUUUCAUGGUGUACAGGCUGAUGGAAGUUUGGCAGGCCUUGCCCCUCAUUUUGUUUGGAAAUCAAAGGCCAAAGAAAACACGAUUUACCUUCAGGUUCAAACAGACAAAUCUCCAGGUAACUGACUGGGACACUGUGCCAGGAGCUGAGUGGCAGAGAGGAAGCAAGACUCACCAUUUGGAGGAUUCCCAGAAGCCUUCACCCUCCCGUACCCGUCUAUGUAUUCACCAGGUUCCAAAUGAAUUAUCAACUCUAAAGGGUUUUCUGAAAGCACGCUGUCUUGUUUCUUUUGACUCCCCAAAUGCACCGGUUGUAUUCAGUCUGUCUGUCUGUCCUGGUGAGAGUUGCCGAUACUGUUGAUUCAGAGGUUUCAUGCUUUAAAGCAGGGGUUCUCAACAUGUGGAUCAUGACCCGCCCCCCAAAGACCAUCAGAAAACACAGGUAUUUAGAUUAUGAUUCAUAAAUGAUGCAAAAUUACAGUUA
This is a messenger RNA of Meriones unguiculatus (Mongolian gerbil), 2078 nucleotides long. RefSeq names its product solute carrier family 22 member 1 (gene Slc22a1). Lineage: Eukaryota; Metazoa; Chordata; Mammalia; Rodentia; Muridae. Gene Ontology annotation, biological process: transmembrane transport. The transcript has 10 exons. The record is from RefSeq and is a predicted model, not a curated record. Bases 153 to 1955 code for a protein of 600 amino acids. Gene Ontology annotation, cellular component: membrane.